CCCGGAACUCCGGACUAACGGGUGUCAGCAGCCGGGAGACAAGUGUUCCCAUAACACCACCCCUCGCCUGUCCGUGACUGACAGGCAACUUCCGGCUCUGGAGGCUGGGCCAGAGCGGCCUCGGGUCAGACGGUUGGAGAAUGUCCCCGGUAGGCGCUUGCCUCAGGCUCCGAGCUGGGGCUCUGCCUUUGGCCCUGACCUUGACCCUUUCUCGCGGGGUCGGGGCUCGGGCGGCCAGCGGCGUGGGCUGUGGCAAGGGCCCCUCCUACACCCAGGGCCAGAGCCCCGAGCCCAGGACCCGCGAGUAUUUCUACUACAUUGACCAUCAAGGCCAGCUUUUCCUGGACGAUGCUAAAGUGAAGAAUUUCAUCACCUGCUUCAAAGACCGGCAGUUUCUCAUCUUCUUCUUCUCCCGCCUGAGGAAGAACCAGAGUGGUCGCUAUGAAGACACCUUUCCCUUUGUCUCACUUUGUGGCCGUGAACGAAACUUCAUUCGCUGUGAUGACCUGCCUGUGGUCUUCACACAUCUGCUGGCAGAUGGCCCAGGGCCUCCACGCCUCUCUUAUGGUGGAGCAGGUGAGGCCCUGGCUAUACCCUUUGAGCCUGCUCGACUGAUGCCCCUUCCUGCCAAUGGACGGCUUUAUCACCCAGCACCUAAACUGGCUGGUGGUGUGGGGCUAGUCCGCUCUUCUCUGGCCUUUGAGCUCAGUAGCUGCUUCCAGUAUCCACCAGGAGGAGCUACACUGCCCACCCAUAUCCUGUGGCAAGGCCAGAAAUACCCCCUGACCAUGGACCUUGCACCCCUAUUUUCUAAAUCCUGUGGGCCUUGAAGCAUUGUACCCCCUUCUCCUUCAUCCAUUGUCUGUUUUUUCUUCCUCUGCCCCAGGGAUGUGGACAUUAGGAAAAUGUCAGUCCAAGCUAUCGCAAAUAAUAACUUUCAGGAACAUGACUCCCACCUAAGGCCAGGAGAUUGCUGGUGCUGAGAAGGGCAGUGGGGGGAGACCCUUAGCAAAGAUAGGUCCUGGGGCUAAAGGCACCUUAACAAGGAUUAAGAGAGAGUGCUUCUUGUGAUGUACUUAUUGCCCUCUGGUGACUGAGGCUGGUAAAGCCCACUAAUAAACAAGAGAAAGGGGGCAGGGCAGAGUUAGAACAAGGCAAUUCUCCCAGCAGUAGGUAUUCUGGAAUGAUCUAGGGGAGUUGCGGACUAUAAGGAUAAAGACUUCCCCUGCUACACCAUGCCAGGGAGUCAAGACAAGGCCUUAAAGGAAAGUGCCUUCAUACCUGUCCUCAUGUAACCUCCCUGGGCCUAACCCACUGCUCCCUGAGGGUGGAGACAGUGAUGGUUCAGGCUCCACACUUCUGACAUUUAAAUUCAGCUUAAUUCAAGAAAUGUGGCUUCUCUGUGCUAGACCCUAUUCUGAGCACUGAAGAUAUGAACAUUAAAAAGGAUGACAGCUUUGCUGUCAUGGAGCUUACAA
This is a messenger RNA of Monodelphis domestica (gray short-tailed opossum), 1478 nucleotides long. RefSeq names its product chromosome 3 C8orf82 homolog (gene C3H8orf82). NCBI's taxonomy places the organism in Eukaryota, Metazoa, Chordata, Mammalia, Didelphimorphia, Didelphidae. The record is from RefSeq and is a predicted model, not a curated record.